Fomitopsis serialis is the source of this 1290-nucleotide messenger RNA. RefSeq names its product skeletal muscle/kidney enriched inositol 5-phosphatase. Gene Ontology annotation, molecular function: phosphatidylinositol-4,5-bisphosphate 5-phosphatase activity. Bases 1 to 1290 code for a protein of 429 amino acids. Lineage: Eukaryota; Fungi; Basidiomycota; Agaricomycetes; Polyporales; Fomitopsidaceae. The transcript is spliced from 5 exons. Gene Ontology annotation, biological process: phosphatidylinositol dephosphorylation. The record is from RefSeq and is a predicted model, not a curated record.
AUGUCUGAAGACCGCUUGACUGUGCUCAUUGCGUCGUACAACACCAACCUCCAAGCCGACCGUGGGCUUCCGCAAGACUUGGUGGACUGGCUUUCACCCACUCUCGAUGCAUCCGCGCUCCGCAUCGAGGAGGUAGAGCAUCCGAACCGUGCACCGGACAUAGUUGCAGUCGGCUUCCAAGAACUGCUGCCUCUCCACUAUGGAUUUGCGGGACUGUCCAAGUCCGUCAUCGAGAACAGAAACGCGCUCAUCCUCUCCCAGAUCGAGGCGCACGCCCCGAACAAAGAGAAGUACUCCCUCAUCGCGAAGGUCGUCAACGUCGGCGUUGCGCUGCUCGUCUACGGCCGCGACGAUGGGGUCGCGCGGCGCGUGUGCGACGUGCAGACGCAGUGGACGGGAUGCGGACCCGCGUACUUGGGGAACAAGGGCGGCGUGGGCGUGCGGUUCCGCGUGGCGGGGAAGGAUGGUGGUGUAGGCGAGGUAUAUACGUUUGCGUGCGCGCAUCUCACUGCGCAUGGAUACAACCUCCCGAAGCGCAUACACGACUACCACUACAUCGUUAGCACCCUCCUCUUCCCGCCACUGCCCUCGUCCGACUCUGAGGGACCUGCGACGAUAUAUGACACCUCGCACCUAUUCUUCUUCGGCGACCUCAAUUUCCGCCUCGCCAUCCCGCCGUCACAUCCACUAGCCGUCUUGUCUCACGAAGAGCUCACGCGGAAACUGGUCACAGAAGCAGACCGGGAGGCCCUAAAGGACUGCGACGAGCUCCGGAUCGAGCGCGACGAACGCGGUAGCUGUUUUGUCGGCCUCCGGGAGGGUGAGUUCUGGAAGUUCAAGUGCAGCUACAAGUACAAGCUCGGGGAGGUGAAUACCUAUGACCGUAAGCGUGCACCAGCAUGGACCGACAGGGUCAUGUACACCUCCUACACCGACUCGCCCGACCGUCCACGAGAAUCCACCAUCCAGAACUUGCUGUACACGAGCAUACCCUCCUAUACCACUUCAGACCAUAAACCCAUCGUGUCGCUCCUACUGCUACCUCCAGCCAGCUCCACAUCAACAACCCGACCACCGACCCUCCGUCUGCCACCAUCCUUCAAUCCCAGCCCCGAUCCCUACGCGACGCUCAAGCGAUACACCGGACACGUCCUCGGACGCAUCCUCGGCUACCUCUGGUGCCUCCUCACCCUCAUCGGCGCAGGCUCGACCGUCCUCGGUGUCGGGAACUUCAUCCUCGGCCUCAGCGCAUGGGGCUGGUGGCGGACCAGAGGGCCUGUCCUGCCAUAA